Chelonus insularis is the source of this 1903-nucleotide messenger RNA. Its product is annotated as beta-1,4-galactosyltransferase 1-like. The record is from RefSeq and is a predicted model, not a curated record. Gene Ontology annotation, molecular function: N-acetyl-beta-glucosaminyl-derivative 4-beta-N-acetylgalactosaminyltransferase activity; galactosyltransferase activity. Gene Ontology annotation, cellular component: Golgi apparatus. Gene Ontology annotation, biological process: carbohydrate metabolic process; glycosphingolipid biosynthetic process. The coding region runs from base 587 to 1582 and encodes 331 amino acids. The transcript has 2 exons. Lineage: Eukaryota; Metazoa; Arthropoda; Insecta; Hymenoptera; Braconidae.
GUUACCAUCAGUGACAAAUAGUUUUUUUUUGAGUAUAUAAUUUAAAUUGAAAGAAAAUAUGAAUAAUUCUUUAUUCAAUUUACACAAACUUCCUUAAAUUGGAAAAUUUCUUCUUUAGGUUAAUAUAAUUUAUCAAAAGUACAGUUUCACUUCCACAAGUUGAUGACAUUGCUUUGUACCUUUAAAGGUUAUGUGAGCAUAACGCUACUCUAUUUCAUGAGGCAAAGAGCAUUAUUUAAAAUUUUGAUAAAAUUUAUCGCAUGUUCAGACUAAAUUUCUAAGUAAAUACGAAAUCAUCAUUUCACGUAAUGUCUUUCGAUUAGUUGGUGUCCAAUAGCUCUUUACUUAAAAAUGUAAUAAUUGAAACCAACAAAGAAAACGAUUCUAGUCAAAACGUAUUGUUGACAUUAAUGAAUAAUCGUCAGUAAAACUUGUUUAUCAAAGAAGUGGUAAUAUAUUUUAUAAAAAUAAUCCGCUAUAUUGACUGAAACCGGUAAUUUUUCAAUGGAAAAAUUCAAAGAAUUAAGUAUAAAAAUAUAUGAACAAUAUAACAUUAUUGAUUAAUUAAGUGCAAAAUAGGUUAAAAAUGUCACGAAAUUUUGUAAAUUUUUUGAAAAUGUUCAUAGCAUUUUUCUAUGGACAUGCACGUGGGAUAUCUUAUUUUGUUAUUGGAGUUUUAGUAUUGUUUUACUGUCUGCACCCUGGAAGAUUUGCAUCUCAUUAUAAUUUUAUCAAAACUGAAGAUAUUUAUCACGAACUUGAAAAACUCUAUGAUUCUCGAGAGAAUUCUUGUUCAAUAGCAAUUCGUGGACGAAAAGCUUCAGAAUUAUGGUAUCCAGAUGAAAAUCCUAAAGAGGAUCCUGCCGUGAUGGCUAGAAGACUUGGGAUAUUGCCUGGAGGACAAUGGAAGCCACUUAAUUGCCACUCACUAUUUAAUGUAGCCAUUAUUCUACCUUAUCGUAAUCGUCAAGCUCAAUUAAAUAUCUUCAUGAAUUAUAUACAUCCAUUUCUCCAAGGACAAAAUUUAGAUUAUAGGAUUUUUGUAAUAGAGCAAAGCCCAUUAAGUGAAUUUAAUCGAGCAAAACUGUUUAAUGUGGGCUUCAAAGAAGCAACGAAAAUCAACGAUUUUCAUUGUUUUAUAUUCCAAGACAUUGAUUUAAUACCACAAAAUCCAAACAAUAUUUAUGCAUGUACAAAAAUGCCAAGACAUAUGAGUUCUAGUGUGAAUACUUUUAGAUAUAAUUUACCAUAUACUGGACUCUUUGGAGGAGCUAUAGCUAUGACUCGUAAACAAUUUGAAAAAGUUAAUGGCUUUUCUAAUGUUUUUUUUGGCUGGGGUGGUGAAGAUGACGACUUUUACAGUCGAUUACAAAGUAGAGGCCUAACGGUGAUACGUUUCGGGCCAGAUGUAGCUCAAUAUUAUAUGUUAACUCAUAAAAAAGAAGCUCCAAGUACUUCGAGAUUUGCUAAUUUAGAAAGUGCAGCGAAAAGAUAUGAUUCUGAUGGUAUUAAUAAUUUAAAAUACAAAGUUUUAGAUCAUGAAUUACGUCCACUUUAUUCAUGGAUAUUAGCUGAUGUUUAAUUCAGUUAAAAUAAGGGUUAUGCAAAUCAUAGUCCGAUUUUCAUACCAAAAAUAUUAAAUGUUUUUGAAUAGCACUUAAUUUUAUAUAUAGAAACAUAUCAUAAAAUAGUAAAAAAACUUAUACUGGAUAUACUAAAGAAGUAAUUUCAAUAUGUGAACAUAUCUCGAAGAACAAACUUUGCUUACCAUGAUGUAUUAAAUACUAAGAUUUACUUAUUUAUUAUACUAUUGCUUUCUCAAUGUACAGUUCGAUAUAUUUAUUUAUUAUUAUUGAAUGUUAAAAAUGUGAAAAAAUGAAUAAUAAAAUGCUCGUGAAAUCAA